Molecule: messenger RNA, 2913 nt
Organism: Chrysochloris asiatica (Cape golden mole)
Lineage: Eukaryota; Metazoa; Chordata; Mammalia; Afrosoricida; Chrysochloridae
Gene: HSPA4L
Product: heat shock 70kDa protein 4-like
Exons: 19
Coding region: 225-2747 (840 amino acids)
Biological process (GO): protein folding
Cellular component (GO): nucleus; cytosol
Molecular function (GO): ATP binding; ATP-dependent protein folding chaperone
Source: RefSeq, a predicted model, not a curated record
GGGAGAGACUCAGGCAGCGGGACCCGGCGGAGGCUGCGGCGCAGGCGGACGCUCCCCCCUCCUGGCUCCCCGACGCCCUGCCCUAGAUUUCCUGCGUAGCGAUUUGGCGUCAUCCCUCCUUUGCUUCUCGUAGGAGUCGCAAUUCCAGCAGCAACAGACCAGGAGAGGACGCGAAUCCCGCACCAGAGACUUCAGCACCAGCACCCCGUUCAUCAGGCGGCGGGAUGUCUGUGGUUGGCAUUGACCUCGGCUUUCUCAACUGCUACAUUGCUGUAGCGAGGAGCGGCGGCAUAGAGACCAUCGCCAAUGAGUACAGCGACAGAUGUACACCAGCCUGUAUAUCUUUGGGAUCCAGAACUCGAGCCAUUGGAAAUGCUGCCAAGAGCCAGAUUGUCACAAAUGUAAGAAAUACAAUUCAUGGAUUCAAGAAGCUUCAUGGGCGAUCAUUUGAUGAUCCUAUUGUACAAACUGAAAGGGUAAAGCUUCCUUAUGAACUACAGAAGAUGCCUAAUGGAAGUGCGGGAGUUAAGGUAAGAUACCUAGAAGAAGAGAGACCUUUUGCAAUUGAGCAAGUUACUGGAAUGCUUUUGGCCAAGCUUAAAGAGACUUCGGAAAAUGCUUUGAAGAAACCAGUGGCUGACUGUGUGAUUUCAAUACCUAGCUUUUUCACUGAUGCUGAGAGAAGAUCUGUGUUGGCUGCAGCCCAGGUUGCAGGCUUAAAUUGUUUAAGGCUGAUGAAUGAAACUACUGCAGUUGCACUAGCUUAUGGAAUUUACAAACAAGACCUUCCCCCAUUGGAUGAAAAACCGAGAAAUGUAGUAUUCAUUGAUAUGGGACAUUCUGCUUACCAGGUCUCAGUUUGUGCUUUUAACAAAGGAAAACUUAAGGUCUUGGCUACUACCUUUGAUCCAUAUUUGGGUGGCAGGAACUUUGAUGAGGCUUUAGUAGACUACUUCUGUGAUGAGUUCAAGACCAAGUAUAAGAUAAACGUGAAAGAAAACUCUCGAGCCUUGUUGCGCUUAUAUCAGGAAUGUGAGAAACUAAAGAAGCUAAUGAGUGCAAAUGCAUCAGAUCUUCCAUUGAACAUCGAAUGUUUCAUGAAUGACCUUGAUGUUUCUAGUAAAAUGAACAGAGCUCAUUUUGAACAAUUAUGUGCUUCCCUCUUGGUCAGAAUUGAGCCUCCUUUAAAAGCAGUAAUGGAGCAAGCAAAUUUACAACGUGAAGAUGUAAGUAAUAUAGAAAUUGUGGGAGGAGCAACUCGAAUUCCUGCAGUAAAGGAACAAAUAACUAAAUUCUUUCUUAAAGACAUAAGUACUACGUUAAAUGCUGAUGAAGCUGUUGCAAGAGGAUGUGCAUUACAGUGUGCAAUACUUUCUCCAGCAUUUAAAGUACGUGAAUUUUCCAUAACAGACCUUAUUCCUUACUCAAUCACGUUAAGGUGGAAGACCUCUUUGGAAGAUGGAACUGGGGAAUGUGAAGUAUUCUGUAAGAACCAUCCUGCCCCAUUCUCAAAAGUCAUCACUUUCCACAAGAAGGAACCAUUUGAACUAGAAGCAUUUUAUACUAAUUCACAUGAAGUGCCUUAUCCUGAUCCAAGAAUUGGGAGCUUCACUAUUCAGAAUGUUUUUCCACAGUCUGAUGGUGAUAGUUCCAAAGUGAAGGUAAAAGUUCGCGUUAAUAUUCAUGGAAUCUUCAGUGUGGCUAGUGCAUCAGUAAUUGAAAAGCAAAAUUUGGAAGGUGAUCACAGUGAUGCUCCAAUGGAGACAGAAGCGUCAUUUAAGAAUGAAUGCAAAGAUGAUGUGGAUAAAAUGCAGGUUGACCAAGAAGAAGGAGGUCAUCCAAAAUGCCAUGCUGAACACACACCAGAAGAAGAAAUUGAUCAUACAGGCGCCAAAACAAAGUCAGCUUCCUCAGAUAAACAAGAGAGAUUAAACCAGACCAUUAAAAAAGGAAAAGUCAAGAGUAUUGAUCUACCUAUCCAGAGUAGCCUAUGUAGACAACUGGGCCAAGAUCUUCUCAAUAGCUACAUUGAAAAUGAGGGGAAGAUGAUAAUGCAAGAUAAGUUAGAGAAAGAAAGAAAUGAUGCUAAGAAUGCUGUUGAAGAAUAUGUCUAUGAUUUUAGAGACAAACUGAGCACUGUCUAUGAAAAAUUCAUCACUCCAGAAGACUUGAAUAAACUGUCUGCAAUAUUGGAAGACACAGAAAAUUGGCUUUAUGAAGAAGGAGAGGACCAACCUAAACAAGUAUAUGUGGAUAAGUUUCAAGAACUAAAGAAAUAUGGCCAACCUAUUCAACUGAGGUACAUGGAACAUGAAGAGAGACCAAAAGCUUUAAAUGACUUGGGAAAAAAGAUCCAGCUUGUCAUGAAAGUGAUAGAAGCAUACAGAAACAAGGAUGAAAGAUAUGAUCACUUGGAUCCUGCUGAAAUGGAAAAAGUUGAAAAAUAUAUCAGUGAAGCUAUGAACUGGCUGAACAGUAAGAUGAAUGCACAGAACAAACUAAGUCUUACUCAAGAUCCUAUCGUGAAAGUUUCAGAAAUAGUAGUAAAGUCAAAGGAACUGGAUAAUUUCUGUAACCCUAUCAUUUACAAGCCCAAACCAAAAAUAGAGGUUGCUGAAGACAAAGCAAAAGCUAAUAGUGAACACAAUGGACCAAUGGAUGGACAGAGUGGGACUGAAACUAAACCAGAUGCAACAAAAGACAACUCCCAGCAUACUAAAUCUUCUGGAGAAAUGGAAAUAGAUUAAGUCUUCAUUUUUCCUUCAUGUAAUUCAAACUGUGCAAGUGACCAGAGGGUCCAUUCUUCUUUUACAUCUGGUACACACAACAGAUGUUCAAUUGUUAUUAACCACUUUUUGUCAUUUGUUUUUUGCAGUAGUUUUGAAAAGUGUUUUCUAUUGAAUGCACCUCUGU